Pogona vitticeps (central bearded dragon) is the source of this 2892-nucleotide messenger RNA. Lineage: Eukaryota; Metazoa; Chordata; Lepidosauria; Squamata; Agamidae. The record is from RefSeq and is a predicted model, not a curated record.
AAACAAGGCAGGCCUCUCAUGUUUCAGGUAGAGGGGCAACAGUACCUUGACCACUCUUUGUGAUGUCACUUUGUGAUGCAAUUCAUCACCUUCAUAAACCUCUGGUCCAGGACAGCAACCAUCCAUCUGGUGGGUGACCAGCACUCAGUCAGCUGUGUUGAUCCAGUGAUGGAGAAGACCCAGUGCAAGCUCCUGGUUGCUCUCAGGAAAAUGUUGGCAGUCCCAAUCAGAUAUCUCAUCUUUCUUCUUGUUAUCACUUUGAUAACAUGUUUUCAUAUUGUUAUCCUUCUGAAACUUCUGCAGACUUUUCCUUUGGUUCAUAACACAUUUGAAUCCAUGAGGAGGCCCUUUGCUACAACCAUCUAUUUGGUGGGUCAUCCGCGCUCUAGCAGUUGAGUUGAUCCAAGGAUGGAGAAGAUCCAGCACAGGGUUCCGGAUGCUCCCAAGGAAGCCUUUGAACUCUAAUCUGAUGCCUCAUCUUUACUCUUAUUCUCUUGUUCACAACAUUAUGUUAUAUUGUUAUCCUCUUAAAACUCCUACAGAGUCUUACUUUUAUUCAAAAAAAAUCUGUGAAUCAACCAAGAGAUGUUUCAGGUGCCUCUUUGCUGUCCGUGAAAUGCCACCCCAGCUUUCCAGCGCCCAAGCAAAGAUCUAUCAGCAAAGGGGCAAGUGCCUGAGGGUGCAAGGAUUUGGGAGAAAAGAACAGAGGACAAGUCUCUCCACCUCCAUUAAAGUCUGGCAUUCUCCAUUACUGAGACUCAGCAUCAAAGAAGACCUGUCAGGAAAUCUUUUUGCGUGGUUAUGGGUCAGAUGGGAAGAUGGUGACCACGAAGGCCCACUGGAAGAGGAUCCAACCUGCAGAGGGGAAAGAGAGCAAGAGCACAACACACCAAACACAAGUCUAUCCUCAGGAGAAGUGAGAGUUGGUGUCAAGAAGAAAUUAAAGAAAAAGCUAUCCCCGAGAGAAGUGAGAGUCGGGUUCAAGAACCACUGGCAAUUCAGGGAAGCCACUGUUGCUUCCUACCAGCGCCUCUUUUUGCCACCAAGUUGGAAGGCCAACAGAGGAGAGGAUCCAACCUGCAGAGGGGAAACAGAGCAAGAGACGAACACACCAGACACAAGUCUAUCCUCAGGAGAGGUGAGAGCUAGUGCCAAAGACAAAGUACAGACAAAGCUAUCCUCGGGAGAAGUGAGAGCCGGGUCCAAGAACCAUUGGCAAUUCAAGGAAGCCACUGUUGCUUCUCACUAGCUCCUCUCUUUGCCACCAAGUUGGAAAGCCAACAGAAAAGCUAAAGAACCAGAGGAGAGAUACUCCAUUUUAUUCUCAAAAGAAAGUGAAAUCUCUCACUCGGUUUCAGCAAAGCUAGGGGAGGAAGGUUCUUCUUUGCUCUCAGAGGUCAGCAAACCACAGAACUCUGGCUCAAUCAAUUGUUUCUCGUAUUGUCCCUCUGGGGACAAUGAUGUUCUCCACUAUGGUUCCUCAAAGAAGAUGGAAGAAGGCUCCUGUUGUCUGCCUUUCUUGGCUUAUCCAACCCGAGAUUGUUUAGAAACCCAGGAAUCCCUGAAAGAAGAUGCUGUAGGCCAAGGCCCCUUUAUCAAAAAUGAUCACUAUCAUUCAUUCUGGGUCACCGGAGGGGGAGACAUCACUAAAUCUGAAGAACGCCAACUCAUGGAGCCCGUGGGGAAAAAAGGAGAAAGCCAAGCAGGUAAAGGACUGUGAAGGUGUAGAAAGAGAGUGUGCCGUCCGCAGAGACAAAAGUGGAAAAAGAUGAUGAAAAGAAAGAGCAGCUGACUAGCAGCGAAAGUAACAAAGAAGAGAGGAAAGGGUUAACAGAUAAGGAAGGGGAGUUAAAGCUGGAAGUAUGUUUGGCUGAAGGGGAGUGGGAGGAGUCAGAGGUGACAGUUGGUGGAGGUUAUAAGGAUAAGGAGGGGGUGGUGUGGUUCAGUGCUGUGGUGGAGGAGUACGAAAGAAGAAAGAGGGAAGAAAAACGACAGGCCUUUGAGAGAGUCCGCACCCAAGGCUUAAUAAAAGAUUUCCCUAACCUUCAAGUGGGCGGACUCUUGCCUAAUCCCUCAACUCAAAGAAAACCACCACCUUAUGGACCAGCGAAAGAGUGGAAAGUGAUCGUGGCUCCUUGGGAAGAAGAGUUACAGCAAGAGCACAAUUGGAGGAAGGCUGAGUUUGAUGAGGGUCCUGAUGAGAGGGGGUGGAUUCGGCACAAAUGCUGUGGGACAAUUUGUGCCAUGAGGAGUUCCCCACCCCCUCAGUGGGGUUGCAAGAAACCCUAUGGGGACCAGCGCCGUUAGCUCCAUGGGAUUAUAUUCAAAGUUUAGAACAUGUUAAUGAGAGUUUGUCACCCAGUUGUAAACCAUUGGAACCGUUGAAAGAUGUGCUGGAGAGUGGAAGUGGUAAUAAAGGUUCUAUUGUUAAAGUUAUAAGGACUCAACCCUUAUUAUUUCCUGCCGAAAUGGAGGGGCCGCCUGAGGGGAAAGAUGAACUUUUUGACAAGGACCUAUUCAAGCUAUUGCCAUCAUGAUUUGCAGGCAUGAAAAAACAUUACACCUCCAAGGCCUCCUGGGAUGAAGAAAGCAGAAUGGGAGAAAGUGACUUUGUUCCAUGAGAGACACAGUUUGAGGCUUCAGAAAGGAGAGCAUUCAGUGUUUGAGAGGAAAGACGGUUUUCGGAGAGUGGGAGAAGGCCACGAAUCUCAGAAUGGAGAGGUCACAAUGAAGAAAUGGUGGCCAGUACCAGCAUCCUGGAUAGGAAACUGCAUCUCCUGUGUCGAACGGAAGAAUGGAGGGGUAAACAAGGAAUCUCAACAUUCAUUUGGAGAAAGAUGGGAAGUGUCAGAAGGGAAAGGGGUGUUUCAGCUGCCACUGAGGAAGAAAAGG